UUAUUUUUACCUGUGACAGAGAUUUGGCUUACCGAAACAGCAGGGGAUAUGGCGUCGAGAUACGGCAGAGAAUCGAGAUACGACAGAGAAUGCGUGGUUGCGAUUGAUAUUGGUACUACCUAUUCGCAUUAUGCUUUCUCCUUUAGGCACGAAUAUGUGAACAAUCCUCGACAAAUCUACGUGAACCGCCCGUAUGGGAACAUGCACUCUGAAAAAGGCCCGACUUGUGUUUUACUGAAGCCAGAUCAGACUUUCCAUUCAUUUGGCUUCGAGGCCGAAGAUCAGUACACAGAACUGGUCGAGGAUGCUGAACACGAGGACUGGUACUUUUUCAAAAGAUUCAAAACGAGUCUACAGAAAAGUAUGGCACUACGUCAGGACCACAUGAUACCGGAUGUAACCGGCAAAAAGGAACUGCCAGCAAUGGACAUAUUUGCACACGUAAUUAAGUACUUGAAGGACGAUCUAAUGAAUAGAUUGUCGGAUGAAAGGUCAUUUGAAAUCCCUGGAGGUGACAGCAGCAGCAUCCACUGGGUACUCACUGUUCCUGCUAUAUGGAAUGAGAUCGCAAAAGAAAUCAUGAGAAAGGCGGCGCAAAAGGCUGGUAUAAGACAAGACAAUCUGACAGUCGCCCUAGAACCGGAAGCUGCCGCUUUGUUCUGUAGGACAUCAUUGAGGGAAGAACUAGAUAUUGGGACAGAGUAUAUGGUGAUAGAUCUUGGUGGUGAAACUGUCGACGUGACCGUCCAAAGACACGUAAAAGAUCGGGUACUAGAAGAAUUGUUCAAAGCGAGCGGAGGUUCCUUUGGCGGGACCAAUGUUGAUAAAUCCUUCCUUGAACUUCUUGUACAGAUCGUCGGAACGUAUGCCGUGGAUAAAAUAAAACACACAGAGGAUGAGCUAGAACUAUUUCGGUGGUUCGAAAUGAGAAAAAGGACGAUUUCAAAUGAUUGUAACAACUCAGUGAGCCUUAUGAUACCUAAACAGAUGCUCGAUAUAUUUGAGAAGGAAUUCGGCACCUCCUUAAAGGAACACAUUGAACAGACCAACUUUAAGGGAAAGAUUAAGUCGCGAGGUAACAAACUUAUAAUAGACCCGGAUAUUUUCAGAAGUCUCUUCACACCGUCAGCUGAUAGCAUAGUUUGCUAUAUAAAGGAUAUUUUUAAAAAAGAGGCAUGUAGGAACGUCUCAACUUUCCUGAUGGUCGGAGGUUUCUCUGAGUGUGCCCUUAUACAUAACGCCAUCAGGAAGAAUUUUCCCGACAAGCGUGUCAUCAUUCCCGAGGACGCGGGUCUGGCAGUGGUUAAAGGUGCCGUGCUGUUUGGACAACGCCCUCCCGUAAUCAGAGCUCGCGUAUCAAGAUAUACUUAUGGAAUAGCAGUAGCGCGCAAAUUCCAAUCCGGCGAUCCUGCCGAGAACAAAAUCACUGUGAGGGGAGUAGAUUUCUGCAGAGGCGUCUUCAGCAAGCACGUGGAAGUAGGGGAAACAGUUCCGAUCGGAAAGGCAGUUGAAUCCCAAAAGUACUCUCCCCUGUACAAAAACUCGAAUAGUGUCCUGGUGAGAGUAGUCACAUCCCUUGAAAAGAAUCCCCGAUAUACGACCGACCAGUAUUGUAACCAAUUAGGAACGAUAGAAGUACUUUUUUCCCCAGGCGAAAACAUUGUUAUUGAGGUGAAAUUAUUGUUUGGUAAAACGGAGCUAACAGUUGAGGCUUCAGAGGAAAAUGGUAAAUCUAUUACGGCAACGUUUUAUCUGGAGUCCAAAAGUUCCCAAUACGAUCCCAGAGAAGAUGCAGAAAAAGAUCUUGUUUAUCAGUAGUAAUUGUGGCUAAUGUUGCGUUCAUUCUUAUAAGUCAUGCUACAGACAUACAACCUAUUGAAGAUCUACAUUAUGAAUGUACAUUGUAAACACCGGCAUAAGUCUAUUAAAGAUCUACAUUAUAGACAC
This is a messenger RNA of Pecten maximus, 1947 nucleotides long. RefSeq names its product heat shock 70 kDa protein 12A-like. Bases 49 to 1818 code for a protein of 589 amino acids. The transcript has 5 exons. NCBI's taxonomy places the organism in Eukaryota, Metazoa, Mollusca, Bivalvia, Pectinida, Pectinidae. Gene Ontology annotation, molecular function: ATP-dependent protein folding chaperone; ATP binding. The record is from RefSeq and is a predicted model, not a curated record.